CAUUAUUUUCAUGCAGGAGGUGUAUUUGUUUCAGAGGAUACUUAAAGAAAAGGAAAAAUGAAGCCACACAUUUAAAACUCCAUGAUAGUUUUAUUGCAUGUUAAUUUGAAGGCUACUGUAGCCACGUGACCAGAGCAGUCCAGUUCUGAACUGGUCACAUUUAACCCCUGUGUUUGGACUUCCCAGUUUGAAGGAUGUUUUGCGUCGGAGCGCAGCAGGAUUAAGGAGUUUACUGGUCACAGGUGGUCGAUACAGAAGGGCGGAUAUUUCUGUGAACACUUUGUCAAAACGAAAAUGUCCUUGCCAGCGUCCAGACGGAAUAGUUGCCGUGGAGUUGCGUGUGGAAACCGGGCAUCAUCUGAGUGCCAUGUCCGCCGCCGGGGCUCCAGCUGUUCUUACUUUUCCUCCGGAGCUCAACCUGAGCACUUCUCCGUCAGUCUGAGCCAGCCGAUAUUCACUAUAACGCUGCGGUUCUUGCUGGCGAUAGAUCUGUGGCUGUCCAAGCGGCUCGGAGUGUGCGCCUGCGAGGAGUCUUCAUGGGGCGGCAUACGGCCCCUGGUGCGCCUGGUGGAGUUCUCUGGCCAUGUCAUCCCGUGGCUCGUCGGCACCGUGUACACUCUGCUCCGGGGAGAGAGUGUGGCGGAACAGGAGAUCAUGCUGAACCUGGCCCUGGCUCUGAUGUUGGACCUGGCGUUGGUCCGAGUUGUGAAGACUCUCGUCAGGCGUCGCAGACCGGCUCAGAACCGCUCUGACAUCCUCUCCACCUUCUUUGUGGAGCGCUACUCCUUCCCCUCAGGCCACGCCACACGGGCCGCCAUGUGUGCCCGCUUCCUUCUAGCCCAGCUGGUGGACACGGCGUCCAUGCGGGUCCUCGUAGUGGGCUGGGCCGCUCUCGCUAGCCUGUCCCGGCUGCUGCUCGCCAGGCACUAUGUGACAGAUGUGGGCUUUGGCUUGGCUAUGGGCUACUGCCAGUACAGUCUUGUGGAAAGGUUGUGGGUGACGUGGGACUGCCUGCAGGACCUGCUGCUCAUGCGGCUGACAGAGAGACUCAACAGGGCUUAUGAUGGACUCUGGCUGGCAGGCUGGAAACAUUAGAUUCAGAGAAACUGCGUGUGUCAGCCUUCAUGUGUCCUCAUAUCCUAAAUGACUAAGCUGUUAAGCCAAUAACUCUCAAAACAAAAUAUAUCAACCAUUCUAUUUAACCCAUAAGAACCCAUGGUGACACCCGUGUAACAAACACGUUUUCUAUUUUUUGUUACUAGGCUAAGUUUAAACCCAUUUAACAGUUCUAAUCCAUUAAUAGGGUAUCCUGUAUUGCAUUUAACUUGUUUUGACUAUAUUUCCUGAACAAAUUAAAGUCACAAUUUUGAUAAACAAAAAGACACAUGGUUAUUUGUAUUUAUUUAUUAUCGAUUUAUUAUUAUUAUUAUUAUGCUACUUAAAAACAAAUCUAAAAAAUAAUUUGUUGUUAAACAGAACUAAUAAUGUCACAAUUUUGAUAGAUGUUGUGGAGAUGCAGAGAAAAAGGCAAAUUUGUGUCUAGUUUUUUUAA
Messenger RNA from Centropristis striata (black sea bass), 1552 nucleotides. Its product is annotated as polyisoprenoid diphosphate/phosphate phosphohydrolase PLPP6-like. Bases 295 to 1095 code for a protein of 266 amino acids. Gene Ontology annotation, molecular function: sphingosine-1-phosphate phosphatase activity. The record is from RefSeq and is a predicted model, not a curated record. The transcript has 2 exons. NCBI's taxonomy places the organism in Eukaryota, Metazoa, Chordata, Actinopteri, Perciformes, Serranidae.